AUGCUGCAUGACUGCGAAGGCAAAACGUACUGGGUUGCCCACGACAUCCUCUAUGGCGGCAGAGCUGGUCCUGAAGGCAAAUAUGAAGAUGAUCUGGAGGCUACUUCACCUGAAGCACACUACGAUCGCAGCGCCGAGACUGGCCUUUACGUCUCAUUUCGAGAUGGAACGCUCGAUGUGACACUCCACGUCACCGAAGGCUCAUGUGGUAACAUCGGCAACUUCAAGAAGCGCAGUAGACGUCUGGACGUCUGCAUUUCCGGCUAUGUCGGAGGUGCCUUGUACUCCUACAGCUUGAGCAAGGAAAAUGCACGCUUCGAACUGACUAAACACCCCCUAGGGGGCCCAGACUAUUACUGUUGCACCUGGCUAUUCCAAAAAGACGGUGCCGAAGCAAGAUGUCUGGAACUAGUUGAUGGAUGCUUUUUCAUCAAGGUCACAGGAUACAGCCUGAACUCGGAAGUAAGCUACCCUCUUCAAGAGCUUCCUAAAGUCUCUCAUCCUCAACAAUCGCUCGUGUCCAUGGCGACUCUCCUGACUUCAUCGGAUGCCGACUUUGUUCUUUUUGCGCCCACGGUCCCGGCGGAAGAAAAGCGAACGCUACGAGUACACCGCCGCCUCCUGUGCGAAGCCAGCACCUAUUUUGACACUCUUUUCGAAUCGGACUUCGCAGAGGCUUCGAACUUGCGACGAGUGCAACCUCAUGCUGACAAAGAGCAAGCAUUGAAACGACAAGAGGAGGAUAGGGUGGAAAUAAGUGGCACUAUGGGGUCCAACACGAUCCCAACAAUUAACGUCGACGACAUCAGCUACAAGCAGCUGCAGACACUUGUCUACUAUCUUUACACCGGCGUUGCGGUGUUCGAAAAACGCCGCAACUUGUUGGUGUCGUCCGGCAAGGGCGAGUCCUCCACUGACGCCUCGAAACCAUGGUGGAACGGUCAUUUGCGCCCUGCGAACGCCUUUGAUAUGUAUCGCCUAGCUGACAAGUACGGUAUCGAGGGUUUACGAAUCGCUGCGCUCCAGUAUAUCACAAGCGAGAUCUCGAUUGAAGAUCUCAUCAAGGACGCCGAAAUGUGUGAGGAGAUCAGCUUGUUCCCCGAGAUCGCUCAGGUUUACAAGGAAUUCUGCGAGUGUGAGUGGUUCUAUAUCAAAAUCCGCCCCGAUCACAAGGAGAUCUUUAAAGCUUUCGGGGUGAAUCCGUCAGACAAGCCUCAACUUGCAAGACGGUAUUGA
This is a messenger RNA of Ustilago hordei, 1236 nucleotides long. RefSeq lists its product as uncharacterized. The transcript has a single exon. Gene Ontology annotation, cellular component: cytoplasm. Lineage: Eukaryota; Fungi; Basidiomycota; Ustilaginomycetes; Ustilaginales; Ustilaginaceae. Gene Ontology annotation, biological process: regulation of proteolysis; proteasome-mediated ubiquitin-dependent protein catabolic process. Gene Ontology annotation, molecular function: ubiquitin protein ligase binding. The record is from RefSeq and is a predicted model, not a curated record. Bases 1 to 1236 code for a protein of 411 amino acids.